AUUUUCAGAUUUCAAGUUUCAAUUUAAACAAUAUACAAAAUUCGACGAAAGGAGACGAUUCUUUAAUUACGUAUUACGUAUAUAUAACAAAUAAAAUAUAUCCAAAUGGCUUGUAACGAUCUCUGCGCAAUAUCAAAUCCUUCCUUCCGGAUCGACUAUUCCCUGUGAAGCCGACCGCUGAAGCCGAACGGUUGAAAAGCGAACCGUAUACCCGAUAAUGGGACAGAGCCGUGGACAGAGCCACAAGUAGUGUCGAGUAACGGAUACGAAUCGGCGAAAAUUCCAGCCACGUAUAACCGUGGAACCGAGCAUAGGUGCACCUGCGGGCCCGCUUUUGCGCCUCCUCGAAGGGGGGGCCGCGCGAGUAGGAGCCGUCCACGGCGUUGUUCCCCGCCGAUAUAGAGACUGCCGGUGUGCACGGAGACACCCCCGCAAACGAGCGGAUCGCGCGUGUGUCCGUACGACCAAGGACAACAACAUUCUCCGCAAAACUAAUUGCCAGGUAAGUAUAUACGAGCGACGAGCCCGGUCGAGCGCGGCCGAACACGCGCCGAUACACCUUCACGGGGCUUGGGAGGCUUACUAAACGAGAGGAGCGUGGACGAACAAUGAGAUGCUCGGGAAGAUAGGAGGCGAGAGGGAAAACGAGGAAAAGGUAUUCGGUGGAGGACCUUUCGAGGGGGAGAAUUUGUUGGUUUUGAAGAAGAAAAAUAAUGGAUUCGAUGAAGGUGGUGUGAAGAUUUUGAAGGGAGGGAGGAUAAAUUUGUUGUUGGAAAAAGGGAAAAAUAUAUCUUAAGAGGAAAGAUUAAUGAGGAAAUAUGGGAAAUAUGGAAAUGGAAGGAGGUAACAGGAGGUGUGUCUCAUGAGGGUGAACAUUUUUGGGAUGUUGAAUGAUUAUAGAGAUGAAGGAGAGAAUUGUGGAAAUUUGUUAGAAGAAAAUACUUUUUUAGAAGAGAGGUCGAAAAUAAGAAAAGGAAGGGACGAACGGGAGGAGAAAUCGAACGUCAAAUAUUAAUACAAGAGGUAAGAAAAAAGUGAUAAGAAUGGUAAAAAUUAAUAAGGAGAAAAAGUGAGAGGUGAAUUAUGGGACCACCACGAAAGACGGAUGAAAGAAAGAGCGGUGUAAAAUAAGAAACGAUGUUUAAGAGACAAAGACAAAAUGGAAAAAAGAUAAUUACGAAAUUAAAUAUAUGAUGAAAAAGAAAAAUACGGAACGGAUACAAAUAUCGGGAGAAGUAUGAAAUAAUAAUCCGUAAAAUUAUAAAUGUGCAGCAAGGAAAAGUAAUAUCGCGAAGAAAAAUGAAUUAAAAAUUGCUCUCGUCAAACGAAAUAGAUAACGAAAUAUAUAUUCUUUUUAAAGUAUUAUCAAUUGUUGCUCGUGCGUUUACGUAUUAAACUUUAAAAAAAAAAAAAGAAAGAAAAUUAAUAAUAAAACAAAACUUGCUCGUUUAUAUUUUUCGAACGAACGAGCUACCUAUCUGAUUAAUUAAAGUUAAGAAAGUUUUCAACAACUCUCGUAUCAUUAACAAAUAAGAUAAGAUAAAAAGAACAGGAAGCGCGGAUCAGGUAAAUGUGUAUGGAAAAACUGAGAGGGAAAGGUAGAAGGAACGAGGAGAGGGACAGAGACGGAGGGAACAAAGAGCGAACGAAACGAGGUGGGGAGGAAAGAGAGAGGCAUAGCAGAAAUGUAUGUAUAUAUCUGUAUGGCAUAGAAUUUAUUGCUGAGGACCGGGCUGGACCCCGUUGGAGAGCAACAGAGAGAAAGAGACGUACUCGUACGAGAGCGCAUAAUUUAUGCUCUCAUUAUGCGACAACCAAGAUUCAUUACGGCCAACAAGCAUUGUCGCGCCGAUUCGGAGAUCGAUCAUGGCUCGAUAAUGCACGCACCCACAAAAUUGAUGAAUAUAAAAUAUGGACAAGCUAUAACACCGGUAACAUACUCUAAGAAUACUAUAAAAGUACCACCUCGAAAAUUGUGGCAGAAGGAGAAUGUUAAACCGGAAUGUCAAGAUGAUGAUUGGCACAAGAAUAAAAAUUCGAAAAAAGAUGAGAAAUGGGAUGCGAUCCAAUCACCGCAAUUUGUCGAUUUUUCAAAUUUACCCGAUAUUGGAGAUUCGUUUUUUAAUAGAGUGACUGUAGUUGUAAGUACACCAAAUCCGAAUCUUGCAAACGAAAAACUUCCGAAUACAAUUACAGAAGAUGAUUCAUUGAUCACAUCUUUAAAAAAUUUCUCUUUGUCCGAAACACAAAAUGAAACAGUAUACGAAAACCCGUUAUACGUUAAUCAAAAGGAGAAACAAAAGGAAGAAUACGUAGUGCAUGAUGUUAGCAUUAACCAAGUAUAUGAAAAUCCAUUAUAUGUCAAUCAACAAGAGAAAGAAAAAGAAGAAUACGUAGUACAUAAUGUUAGCAAUAAACAGGAAUCUAAUGUUAAAACUGAAAUUUGUAAUAAAGUACAAAAAUCACAGAAUGUUAAGGUGCAUCCAUUCUCUUUUGAUUUACGAUCAAAAAAUAUGCAGAAACAAAAAGAAGAACAAAAACAAAAACACAUUAAAAAGAUAUUGGAAGAAGAAAAAAAAAUAAAAAUAUUUCAUGCAAAUCCCAUUCCAAAAUUUAUAAAAAAUCGAAUUAAAAUUGAACCAAUAAGUAAUAACAAAAAUGAAAAAAAUCAAAAAGUCAAUGUUCCCAAUAAGCAAAUUAAAAAGAAUACCGAGCUUUGGAAAAAACCACCGUUUACACCAUGUUUAUCAAAGAAGAAGUUAGAACCACCAAAAAUAGGACCUUUACACUCAGAAAUUCGAGCGAUAGAAAGAAAACGCUUUGAUGAGAUUAUAAAAGAAAAACAAAGACAAAAAGACUUACAGAAACAAAUGGAAAUUGCUGCUAAAAAGAAACAAGAGGAAGAAGAAAUCGCACAGCUACGAAAACAAAUUGUUCAUAAAGCUCAACCGAUUCGAAGAUAUAAAAUAGAAUUACCAAAAGUCGAAAAACGACCAUUAACUGAUCCUAUAAGUCCAAUAUUAUUGAAACGUCGUCGUCGUGUAUAAUUAAAAUAUAAUUAAGCAUUAUACUUUAAUAAUCGAAUUUUUCAAAUCAAUGUUUUUUUUUUUUCACGCCCUGUUUCGCAGGUAGAUAUAUUUAUAAAGUAACUUAAAUUAAUAAAUAUAUUAUAAUUAAAUUUAAAUUUUCAGUUUAAUUAUAUUAAUAUGUAUGUUUUAAUAUAUUUACACAUAUAGAUACACAUCUAUAUACUUUUUGAUUCUCUAUAAAUUUUGUCAAUAAAGGCAAUUUCAUCGAAAUAUAUUUUUAAUCUGAAAGUAACGUUUUAUAAAACAACAAUUUUUCGUAUCUGUAAAUACUAAAUGAUCGUUAUUUAAAAUAUUUUACUAAAUAUUUUUACCGAGAAUAUGUGAAUGGGAUUAUUGUGAAAGUUAAUCAUUUUUUAUAAUAUGCUCACAUAUUUAACAUAGUUUAUACUGAAUAAAUAUUUGUUUUAACGAA
Molecule: messenger RNA, 3501 nt
Organism: Apis mellifera (honey bee)
Lineage: Eukaryota; Metazoa; Arthropoda; Insecta; Hymenoptera; Apidae
Product: targeting protein for Xklp2
Exons: 8
Coding region: 1806-3047 (413 amino acids)
Source: RefSeq, a predicted model, not a curated record